Molecule: messenger RNA, 592 nt
Organism: Soboliphyme baturini
Lineage: Eukaryota; Metazoa; Nematoda; Enoplea; Dioctophymatida; Soboliphymatidae
Source: the annotation of a GenBank genome assembly
UAAAUGCCAAUUCUACUUAUUUUAUAGUAGUUGCUUAAAAAAGAUUUAGCUAUGCGUUUUAGUGGACAAUCCGUGUGAGAAUAAUGGCGAAUGCAGCCACCUGUGCCUUCUGAUCCCCGUCCAACCGUUCUACACAUGCGCUUGUCCUACCGGUGUCAAACUGUUGCCCGAUAACCGAAGUUGUGCUGAAGGUCCGGAAGAAAUACUGAUCGUCGCCAGGCGGUCAGAUCUUCGGGUCAUAUCGUUGGACACUCCGGAUUACACGGACAACAUCCUUCGUGUAAAAAACAUUAAACAUGCGAUGGACGUCGACUACGACCCGGUUGAAGGAUACGUCUACUGGUCUGAUAGUGAACUGAAGAUGAUACGUCGCGUUAAACUGGAUGGUUCGGACGAAAGUGACGUUGUCAUCAGCGAGUUCGACGAGUCGGAUGGUAUCGCAUUAGACUGGGUGGCUCGAAAUAUUUACUGGACGGACGCGGGUACUCGGAGGAUUGAGGUUGCCAGUUUGGACGGACACGCCAGACGUAUACUCGUUUCUACCGGUCUCACGCAUCCGCGAGCGAUCGCCGUCGACCCUGCCGGAGGGUAA